Messenger RNA from Acanthosepion pharaonis, 618 nucleotides. Lineage: Eukaryota; Metazoa; Mollusca; Cephalopoda; Sepiida; Sepiidae. The record is from the annotation of a GenBank genome assembly.
AUGUCUCCCGGCCCAAUCAUCACUUUCGUUGGUGUAUCUUUCUCUUUUCACCUUGUAGGAUUGUCUUGGAGAGCCCUCAAGAUCAGUUCUCUUUCUAAUCUUUCUCGCUCUCUGUUUCUUAAUUUUCCCGUAGUUCUUCCUUUCUUUUUACUUCUUUCUUUCAUUCCUUCUUUUUCUUUCCUUCUUUUUUCUUCUUUAUACUUUCAUUUUCACUUUUUUCUUUUUCCCUCUUUCUUUCCUUUUUCUUUCUCAUUCCUUCCUUAUAUCUUGCCAUCUCCUUACUUUCUUACAUUUCUUUCUCUGUUCUUUCUUUCUAUAAUUCUUUUUCUUUCUUUCUUUCUUUCUUUCUUUCUUUCCUUCUUUCUUUCUUUCUUUCUUUCUUUCUAUAAUACUUUUCUAUUCUUUCUUUCUUUCUCUUUCUUUCUUUCUUUCUCCUUCCUUCUUUAUAUUCUAUUCUUUCUUUCUUUCUUUCUCUUUCUUUCUUUCUUUCUUUCUUUCUUUCUUUCUUUCUUUCUUUCUUUCUCCUUCCUUCUUUAUUGUUCUUUCUUUCUUCCUUUCUUUCUUUCUUUCUUUCUUUCUUUUUUUCUUUGCAAAAGCUCUGAUCCUUUUUUUUAUUAA